GGGUCAGAGGUCACACACUAACAUUAUCAAAUAGAUGUAACGACCAUGCUCUGUGGAUCAAAUCGCCCUCGAGGGAGAGAUCAAUGCGUGUGCGGCGCAUGCGUACCUAACAUCCUAAUAACAUCUAAGUGGUGUGAAUUUUAUACACACUCCACUGCUCUAGUUGAAAUGGUGAAGCGACUAAAUAUUGUGCCUCUGGUGAUAGUUGUAUUAGUAUUUCUGGCAUCAUUCUAUGGAUACAUAUUUACAUUGGUUCAAAAUCAAAAUCUAGACUUGGAAAUCAGUGUGCAAGCUAGAUCUGAAGUGGAAUUGAGCAACAACAGGAGCAACCAAUCAGAUCUAUUUCCUAGAGAUGUCUUUACGCUGGAACAAAAACGAAUGGGAGCAAUCCUUUUACACAUACUGGGAAUCUUCUACAUGUUGAUAGGUAUUGCAUUAGUUUGCGACGAGUUCUUUGUUCCCAGCUUGGAAGUAAUUGUGGAAAAACUCAAGAUACCCAAUGAUGUCGCAGGAGCUACAUUCAUGGCAGCUGGGGGGAGUGCACCUGAAUUUUUCACAUCAAUGUUUGGAACAUUUCUUGCACAGAACUCUAUUGGUUUUGGAGCAAUAGUUGGUUCUGCAGUAUUCAACAUUUUGUUUGUGAUUGGAGUGUGUGGAUUGGUAGCUCCUCGUCCACUGAGGCUAACUUGGUGGCCGUUAUUUCGAGAUACGUUUUUCUACGCACUUUCUCUUGGAUUACUCAUUGCAUUCUUUCAAGGGAGAGAAAUAGAAUGGUAUGAAUCACUAAUUCUCUUCUUGGUGUAUGUAUUCUACGUGCUCUUCAUGUUUAUCAAUGGAAAAGCUGAAACAUUUGCUCGUAAAUAUUUGUCUAAGCUGCGAAAAUGUUGCUCGUGUAAAAGACGUGUGGAACCAAUACCUAUUUCUUCAACACAAGAAGCUACCUCAAAUACCCUUAAAGAGACAGUCUCAGAAGCGCAUUUUUUGGGGUCAGACGAUCUGGUGCCACAUCUCUCAUCCUCUACACAGACUCUGAAUUUACUAGAAAGAAAAAAUGAGCACACAAAUUCAUUGUCUGUGUCUCUGUCUAUCUCAACAUUUCAAAGACGUCAUAGCACUGACUCCGGUUUUAAAAGCGUAACUCCACACAACCUGAGUGUUAUCACUCCUUUACCACUAAGCCGAAGAACAUCAACUAGAAAUGCGCACGGGAAUUCUGUGUCUCUGUCUACCUCAACAUGUCAAAGACGUCAUAGCAGCGACUCUGGAUUUAAAAGCGUAACUCCAUACAACCUGAGUGUUAUCACUCCUUUACUAAGCCGAAAAACAUCAACCACCCCCUCAGUUUUUUUCUCUCAGUCAGUCACCCCUGAGCCACCCCGAUCUCCAUAUAUCCCCAUCACUAAAAUCCAAAAAGUAGUUGAAAGAGAUGGAGAGAGUCGAUGCUCUAGUAGUCGAGGAAGUUCAUCUGGCUCUAACCAACAAAUCACGAUACCUGUCAUUCAAGUUCAAGCUGCAACGCCUGAUUUUAGUGAAGAGAUACAAGAACAACAAGAAGAAGAGGAGCCACAAGAACAACAACUGUUACAACAAGAAGAGCCAGAGUUCGACGAGGAAGGAAUAGUUAACAUCAUACCUCCCAAGAGUUGGUGCAAGAGAAUUCUAUAUGUGCUUUUCUUUCCACUGAUUGUACUUCUCUACUUCACUCUACCCAAUGUCAGAAAACCGCGUUGGAAGUUAUGGUUUCCCUAUGUCUUUGUUGUUAGUGUGGUAUGGAUCGGUGUAUUUUCUUACUUCUUGGUCUGGUGGGCUACUGUAUUAGGAGAGACAGCGAAGAUCCCUCCGGCCGUUACAGGGAGUACGUUAUUGGCUGCUGGUACUAGUGUUCCUGACCUGAUAAGCAGUGUGAUCGUGGCUAGGAAAGGCUAUGGAGACAUGGCCGUGUCCAGUUCUAUCGGAAGCAAUAUUUUUGACAUUACUGUUGGCCUCCCAGUAGCAUGGCUACUGUUCAGUGCAAUCAACAAUGGAGAGCCGAUUGGGGUGUUCAGUAUGGGCCUCUUCUGCGAAGUUAUACUGCUUAUUGGGAUGCUCCUAAUCGCUGUGUUUAGCAUAGCCAUUUUCAGAUGGAAGCUUGGAAAACUACUGGGACUGUUCUUUUUGAGUUUGUACGUUAUCUUUGUCACAUUAGGUGUUCUAUUAGAACUAGUAUUAGUUUGUACAAUCUCAUAG
Halichondria panicea is the source of this 2226-nucleotide messenger RNA. Its product is annotated as sodium/potassium/calcium exchanger 2-like. Gene Ontology annotation, cellular component: plasma membrane. The transcript is spliced from 5 exons. Lineage: Eukaryota; Metazoa; Porifera; Demospongiae; Suberitida; Halichondriidae. The record is from RefSeq and is a predicted model, not a curated record. The coding region runs from base 46 to 2226 and encodes 726 amino acids. Gene Ontology annotation, molecular function: calcium channel activity; calcium, potassium:sodium antiporter activity. Gene Ontology annotation, biological process: calcium ion transmembrane transport; intracellular calcium ion homeostasis.